Molecule: messenger RNA, 8085 nt
Organism: Adineta ricciae
Lineage: Eukaryota; Metazoa; Rotifera; Eurotatoria; Adinetida; Adinetidae
Source: the annotation of a GenBank genome assembly
AUGGAGAACUCCACGGACCAAACAGGACCGAUCGAUGUCACUUUAAUUCUUUUUACCAAUAUUCUCUGUGCUAUUGUCGUUAAAACUACCAUUCAAAUUAUUCACAUAACGAUUCCAACACUAUUUAUGGAUUCUCGAAUUAUUCGUGAUUCUAAAGAAACAUUUUCAUGUCAAUUUAGUGUAAAUAUGUUCUAUUCAAUGAAUACGAUGCAUGUCGCUAAUCAUAAGACAGUUUCGAAAAAGUCGAACUUGGAGAUGGAGACCGUUCAGCGUCCAUGUGAUGAUCGAGACCAUCCGACGGAAACAACUAACAUCAUACCAGCAUCCGAUAGAAUCGAAACAAGCCAUCAAAAUGAUGAUAAUAAUAAUGACACAUAUGUAUUGGAAAAUCAGGAAAAAGAACAGAAAAACCUGCGUUCAUGGAUAGAAUUCGGUACAUUCGUCAUCGUUUCUAUGAUUAUCGGCGUAUUAGUAGUGUGUUUUACUAUACGAAAGUCAGAUAGUGCAUGUCAAUGGAACUUUCGAUUAACAAUCAAAAGUUCACUUAUUCACAGUUCACACCCACAUGCACUUGCUGUCGGUGACUUUGAUAAUAAUCAACAAAUUGAUCUGGUUGUGGCCAACUCAGGUACAAACACAAUUGCUGUUUUCCUUCUCGAUACCAAUGCAACUAUCAUCAGUCAACAAACAUAUUCCACAGGUGUACGUUCUCGACCAUGUUCUGUUGCUGUUACUGAUUUCAAUCAAGAUGGUUAUAUUGAUAUUGCUGUGGCGAAUAAUGGAACAAACAACAUUGGAAUAUUCUUUAAUAAUCGAAAUGGAUCAUUUCUCACUCAACAAACUCUCUCCACUGGUUCUUAUCGACCAUCGUUUGUCACUAUUGCUGAUUUUAAUCAUGAUAAUCAUUCGGAUAUUGCGGUUGUCUAUCAUGGAACUGAUAAUAUUGGUAUUCAUCUAGGAAAUGGAAAUGGAGUGUUUCAAAGUGCGACAAUCUACAGUACGGGCUACGAUUCAUUGCCGUGUUCAUUAGCAAUUGGCGAUUUAAAUGAUGAUAAUCAUUUGGACGUUGUCGUAGCAAAUUAUGGUACUAACAAUAUUGGUAUUUUCUUUGGAAAUGCAAAUGGAUCAUUUACAAGUCAACAGAUGUACUCGACUUCAUCGAAUUCUCAUCCAACAUCAGUUGCACUUGCAGAUCUCAAUCAAGAUCGUCGACUAGAUAUUCUUGUGACACAUUAUGCCAUUGGUACUAUUGGAAUGUUUGUCAAUGAAGGAAAUGCGAUUUUUGCAAAACAGAUAAUUCGUACAUUGGAUUCACAGUCUCGUCCACAAGUGAUUACAGUUGGAAAUGUUGAUUUGGAUGAAUAUGUCGAUGUCGUUGUUGUUGAUUCAGAAAAUGAUCGAAUCCAUGUUCUUCGAGGAUAUGGAAAUACAAGUUUUCAUUCAUUGACAACCUAUGAUUCGCAGUGUAGUUCUUUUUACGGCACCAUAUCUAUACCUGCUUUGGAAGCGGAUAUUGUUGUCGAAACGGCCCGUAAUUUUUACAAAGCUUCUGCAACUGAUUUGAACAAACUCAAAGCGAACUGGCGAUCAUUCGAUAUUCCACUAAGUGAAUGUUUCAUUGACCUGCAGACUGAAAAAACGACGUCAUUCGAACGUAAUGCCGCUCGACAAUUACUAACAGGAAAUCGAUUCGCUGCGUUUUUCAGUUCGGUUACCGAACACAAGCAGAAAAAAAUAUGGAUGAACCGCUUGCUUGAUACACCCUACAUGUUAUCAAUAGUGAAUAGUGAUCGAUAUGCACUCAAAGAUGGGUACUACUCGUUAGAUAUCACACAAGUUUUGCGUGAAAAUCGUUGGGUAGUGGCUUUAGGUCAUCCAGGAAGCGGCAAAUCAACAUUGUCACAGUGGGUUGCUUUACAAUUAGCCCAAGGUAUAAUGAAUAAAAAAGAAACGACCGAUUUUGGUCCAGCUCGAAUACCGAUAUUGAUUCGCAUAGCAGAGUUUGCCGAAGCUCUUCGUGAAAACGACACAUUGAGUCUAUUCGAUCAUAUCGGCCAUCACACGUGGUUCGGUAAAUUUUUUCGAUCUGAAGAAUCAACAAGCACUUCAGCUUUAUCACAAUUAGCAGUAGCUUUACAAGAUUAUAUCAGACAAGGUCAAGUAGUGGUCAUUAUCGAUGGUUUGGAUGAGAUUUCGGUAUCCGAUCAGCGUGCUAAGGUUCUUCAUUGUUUGGAAACGUUUAUUCACACUCAUAUCCGGGCACCUUCACUUCGAUCUGUAAUGGAUGAUCCUAAUUUUGCCCGGCACAUCGACAAACCAGCGGAAACUGGUGGUAAUCAAAUACUGAUCACCAGUCGUAUUGUCGGAUACCACGCGGCACCACUUACGGAACAGGUGUCACAUUACAUCAUUCAACCAUUGAGUUCAAAGCUCAUGCAAGCCUUUGUUGACUAUUGGUUUUACCAUAUUCAUGAAAAUAUCCGUUCCAUACUCGCAUCUUCUAACGCCGAAAUUAUACUUGAUGAUAGUGUAUGGCAAGACCAUGCUGAACCAUUGAAGACACAAUUAGAAGAUCGAAAUUCUGAACUGCGAGAGUUAGCGUCGAAUCCUUUUCUUAUGUCAUUAAUCUGUCACAUUGCCUUUGAAUCAAAUGAUGCAGCAUUGCCAACCAAACGUGUUCAAUUAUACGAACGUGCAAUUAAUUCAAUAUUAUCGACAUGGAAUGGGCAUGGAUUAAAUAUUAAUGAAAGUAAGCUUUUGUGGAUUUUAGGCGAUGUUGCCGAAGACAUUCAUAAAAAUUCACCUUCGGGAUUAAUCUCAGAAGAAUCUCUCUUAAGAAGAUGCGCCUCGUCUAUUCAAUCCUACGAAAAUAUAAAGCGACCCACAGAUGACGACAGUGAAAGAUUCAAGAACGAGGCUAUGCGUUUCGUAGAGAUUGUACGUAAUGAUGUUGGCAUUUUGGUUUGUCGCAGUCAGUCGAUGUAUGGAUUUCUUCAUCGAACUCUACAAGAAUAUUUUGCCGGUCUGAAUUUCGUCGACAAGAGAAAAUUGAAAAAGGAAAAUCAAUCGAUGGUGCUUAGUGCAACUCAGGCAAUAGCUCGCUCUCUUUGUCAACAUAUAAGUGACAUUAGGUUUCGAGUUCCCUUAAUUCUUGCUUUCAGUAUGCUUAGCGAACGUGAUGAUUUCGAAGCUUAUUGCGAAGCUUUUUUUACUGAAGCAGCACGUGAACUUGACAAUUUCCUACCAUUAGGGACAUUAUUUUUCGUGCUAUGUGAUAAAGAUUUCAUCAAUUAUCCAUCAAAUGACAUUAUGUUCAAGGCUUUGGAUAAAAUCUUAGUAGCGGCUGGACGCGACAACUGGUACUCUACUUCCGAAACAUUGUUCUCAACAUUCCAGGAUUCGAUUCAAACAUUACCGAAAUCCUGUAUGUCGGAAUGGGUACAUCAUGUUUUAUUAUCCGAAUCACGUCAUUCAUUUGUGAGCACUACUGCACUGUGUAAUUUAAUAAGUGAUCAGUUAUAUUCUGAUAAUAUAUACAAACAUGACAAUGUUCCUGGUGUAGAGCGUGACAAUGACGACGACGAGAAAGAAGAUGAGAAUGAUGAUGAUAAUGAUUUUUCCAGUAGUGAAGCAAGUGUUGAUGAUUUGUUCGACGCAAACAAGUAUACAUGGCUCGAUAAAACAGUUUUCGACAAUCUUUAUCUCAAACUAGAUCUUCAUCAGACACGAAGUGACUUUUCUCUGGACAGACUAUUUGUUCACAUGUCGUUCAUUAAUAGGCAACUGUUACCGACGCCGCCUAAUGGUCUAAAAACUUUCUUCACAGCAGGAAAGCACAAUCAAAGUGAUAUCCACCCGACAAUCCUGGCGUUAAUCAUUGCAUUGUAUGGAGGAUUGGCAAAGUCAAGAAGCGCGAUUCUUUUCAAAACAGAAUGCAUGUAUCAAGAUUGUAAAAUUCUUACUCCUCUUUUGAUUGAGUACUUAGUUGAUACUAAAAGUGAACAACUAACACGCUUAAACCGUCUCCAAAACCAAUGCCACAAAUUACUCUCGACAACAUUGCCUGACGAUGGUUCAGUGAAUGCCGUAAAUUUAAUCAUUGCCGUGCUAUGCCUUUCAGGUAUCGAACACUUCUUAAUCCGCCCUAAUCUUGUCAAAAUCAAAGCUUUCUCGAUGGCUUUGCCGAAAUUGAAAUACAUUUUAUCUACAUUGCAAGAUUUCUAUUCGAACACAUCUUUUGAAUUUGACGCGGAACGAAUAAUAAGUGACACGUUGAAACUAACCAAUCCAAACGUAUCCAAUAGAGAUAAACGUAUGUCGCCGGAAGACUUCCUUCUAAUUACCAAUGCUGUUAUGAAAGCAACAGCUCGUCUGUCUACCAAUGGUAUUUCUUCUUCAGUCGAGGACAAUCCUUAUGACAAUACUCAAGAAGACGAACAUGCCUUUGUUUUUACACUGCCAAAUGAGGUAAGAAGUAAACAAGUCCUUGAAAAUCUUCUUUCGUAUGAUACAACGCUUUCUUCUGGCCAAAAAGCUUGUUCCGUCCUGCCAUAUUUUGUUGGUCUUUUCUGGACAUUAAACAACGAAGACGUUCCUCUUUCUAACCGAAAAGAGAUCGUACAGAGACAUCAAUUAACAUUUCUUCAUAGGCGUUUUAGCAAAGAUUUUAUGUAUGCAUUAACAUUUGUACCAAAGCAUAUCAGGUCCCUAUUCGUUUAUCUUUUACAACGGCAUGAGAUUGUAAUACAAGACAGAGAAGUCUCUUCAACUAAUUUACCAUUUCAAUAUGUUCUAAUUGAAUGCCUCAUGAAAUUAGUGAAUGAUACUGACGAUACGCUACUGGAACAACUAUGCACCUUGCUUCCAUUGCUUCGUGUCUAUAAAUUAGACAACUUUGGCUUCAGCAUCUUAAAAGCAUCUUAUUCAUCACAUCGUGUGAAACAUUUCGAGUACAUACGACAGAGACCACUAGACGAAAAUACUUAUCAAUAUAAAGAUGGACUGGGCUUAGUUCCAGAUGUUCCUAAGGAUUAUCCUGAGAUAGAUAUAGAGGAAGUCUUCAUCAAAAAUUUACAAAAUGAACGUGCACAACUUCAAGCUGCACUACAAAAACUUCGAAGAUCUCCCCAAGAUACACAAGCCAGUAUCCAUUUGUACUCUGCGUGUGUGUCUUUAGCGUAUAUGUCUUCGUGUUCUCAGUUGAUCGAACCGACAAUCUUACUUACUGAAGCCUUAAAUGCUGCGAAUUCAAUAGAGCUUCCACUUCUAAAGCUUGAUGCACUCAGCAUUAUUUUCAUGAAUCUUCAUGUACAAGUAGAUUCCAACCUAAUGGCAAGCCAUCGAUCAUUAAUUCAUCAACAAGCAAGACUACUGAAUGAAAUAACUUCAAAGUUAUCUAUACCAGUACAUACCGCCAUUCUCUUACGAUGUUAUACAGUUUUCAUACGAGCUUCUGAAUUUGAAGUAUCUGUCAGAGACUUACUCAAUAAGAUUACGGCUACGACAAACGGCAGAGUCUAUUCGAGUCAGGAGGCCGUCUACGAAGCGUUACUGAAAAUAUCAUAUUCAAAUGAACUUAUUCAUUCGUACCUAGCCGAUUUGUAUUCGAAGAACGAGAAUAUCUUAAAGCAUGAACCACAAACAUUAUUUCACACACGAUCGUCUAUAUUUUUUCGUUAUUUUACACGUUCUUCGACAUACGGCAAAACUCCGACAGAAAACACUCUUUUAUCUGCUAUGUUUUUAACCGAAUUAGUCAGUGAUUGUCACCGUUUGUUUGCCUGGCGUAACUUGAUUUUCGACGAUAAUUGUCACAACUUACCUCGACCGAAUAGGCCGAACAAACCGAAUUUCGAGAAUAAUGGCACUCUGAUGCACUUUCAAGCUCUAGCAAUCGAUCAAUACCUUAAUGACUGCAUUAAGAAGAAAAGUAUCUCAAUAGAAGUGAUUAAAAACCUCGAUAGAUUUUUGCAUUCCGUUAGCACUGUUGAAUCAACAGCUUGGGGAAUCGUCAAUCAUUGGCUGACAUUCGAGAAUCAUCAACAGCUCAAUGCAAUCGCCGUACAUGCGGCAUUGUUGAGUCUCGAAGCAUAUCUAUGGAAUGAAAAAGCAACUGUUAUUGCAUGCAACCAACUAUGUAGUCGCCAAGAUCGAUUUCGACAACGAGCAGAAGUUCUUUUUAGACGCGACAGCGCGCCAGACACUAGUGAUUUGGGUCUGAACAGUCUUCUUGCUCUUCUCGAUCGUUAUAUAUGGUGUUGUCAUAAUUCAACAUACGCUGAAUCGACAAUAUUUACAAUGCUAUAUCACACAUCGAUCAACAGAGAACAUCACUUACAUAUUGUCCUUCUACUCGAACAAUAUCGUAUAAUUCGAAUGAAUUCGAACGAUAUCAAUAUCGACGAUCAAGAUUUGUAUCGAGCGAUAAAAAUUGCAACAGCAAACAAUUAUUUUAAUGUGUCAUUCUGCUUAGCUCUUUAUCAGCUAUCAAGUUCUUUGUAUAGUCAUAUGAGUGAUAUAAUACGAUCAAAAUUUUCGAUUGUAACUAACCACAGUUCACUGAAGAAAUAUGUCUCGAAAACAGAUUAUGAAUUGUUUGUGGUUAAUGUACUUAUCUCCAUUGGUAUAUGUCUAUAUCACAAUAGAAACGAUGCAGCUAUCGUCACUGAGGCUAUCAUCGAAAUGAUGGGCAAAACAAGUUCGAGCAGAAUUCAACGAGCAGCGAUUUAUGCGAGUGGUUCGACUAAGGACGGCACAGAAUUGCGGUGGGGUAUUCUUCAAUCUUUCGCAGAUUCUAGUAAUAAGAAUACGAAAAUGUAUUCUGAAGAUGUUAUAUGCACGUUGAUUCAAACAUGUUGUUAUCGUAUGUCACGUGACAAUAGCUUUGAAGACGAAGAGAAUAUAAAAGUUUUUCUUCAACUUCUUAAGCAUCAAUCGCCGAACAUCGCUAAAGCUACACGUGAAGGAAUGGGAAGGGCUAUCAAUAGUUCUGAACGUCUUUUAGAACUGUUUCAGUACGAUAAACUUCAAUGCUAUGAAGCGUUGAUUGCUUCCACUGCUCAUAUGUACUUUGGUCAAAAAUCAACUGACCAUCAAUCGCCGAACAUCGCUAAAGCUACACGUGAAGGAAUGGGAAGGGCUAUCAAUAGUUCUGAACGUCUUUUAGAACUGUUUCAGUACGAUAAACUUCAAUGCUAUGAAGCGUUGAUUGCUUCCACUGCUCAUAUGUACUUUGGUCAAAAAUCAACUGACGUGAGAGCAACAGCAGAUCUUAUUCUAAAGCAUCCAGAUUUACUUUCAAUAUUCAUUGCUGAAUUGUAUGAAAGCAUUCGUUAUCUUUUAAAGGAAGGAUCUCGACAUUCUUUUCCGAAGUAUACGUAUGAGUACGAACAUCCUCAUUACUUAUCCGUGUCUUCUGUUCUGAUCGAUAAAAUGCCAUCCGCUUUUUGUAGUUUUAUCGGCGAAUGUGGCUAUGGUGAAGAAUUGAAACGCGCUAUAUAUUGUGCAAGUAAGGUACGGCGUAAUGCACGUCGAAUAACAUAUCUUGUUCUUCUCUCGAUAUUCGGCGAGUUCACUUCUGAGCUAUGUGAAAUGGCUGUAGAAGUUCUUAUCGAUGAUCCGUAUAAAAGUAACAAAUGUUACGAAUGUUUAUGGCGCAUUCAUAGAAUCAAGGAUGAAAAAGCGAUUGACAAGUUAUUUAAGUAUUUCGAAUCACCUUCGAUGAAUGUGCGCUAUGCAGCAUUGAAAGUGUUACUUCAUCUGACAAGCCUGGGACUUAUUCAUAUUGCAGAAACUCAAGAUAUCUUGAUGAAAACGAUGAAUGAUCCCGAGUCGAAUGAGAAUCUUUGGUUGGCAGAAAAUAAUCAGUACUCGAAAUAUGUGCGUUCUUAUGAGAAUGUUGGUCAAUUAAAACAAGUCGUUUACAAUUCACUCGCUAUGCAUCUUCUGGAUGUGCGUCGUGGAGGCGAAGCGUUCGAUUUUAAUAACAAUUUAACUGACGAAGAACAGGCUUUUCGAGCCUCCGAGCUAAAUGCAAGUCAGACGAUUGGCUUAUUCAAAAAGAACGGCUAUUGGGAUUAUGACUAA